GGUAAUGACAACAUGAAGCCAUUAUCGUUCAUCAGUGUCCAAACAUUAUAUUACUUAGCAUUAAAUUUGAAAUGAUCUAAGCAAGUGUAAGACGCAACUGUCCAUCAGACUGACCGCCAUUCGUGGCGCUACGUUUCCGUGUUCGGGCCAGUGUCUGACUGUCUCGACCGACCGACUGACGGACUGACAGACUGACGCUCCGUCCGAGAAACUCACGGUGGCAAAUAGAAUCGUGGACAGCACUGCGGCAACCCCACUGACAGCGCCCCAUUGAGUUCUGACCGCGAUUUGGCAAAUAAAUAGAUUGCUUUCACUUUGUAGUUGCCGCAAAAUUGCAUUCACUUUGAUUUCGUUUGUGGUCUGCGGUCACUUGCAGUCCAUUUAGCAGCCAGUUGAAGAUUUCAUGAUAUCUGUGGCAAGUGUUGCGUAUUGCGUGUGCCUCGCAGGCACUCUUGGCCUUCAACUUUAGCUUCAGGCAAUGUCAAGUCUGUGCCGUAUUGCUGGCAUUUCUAUUUUCGACACAGUUUUCCAAUUAACAAAAGCAUUUCGGGCUAAAAAAUUUCAGACACAGCCUGUCGAAAUGCCUGACAAGUGACACAUUAAAUUAAGGCCAGGUCCGGGGCAGGGCACGGUUCGUACUACACAUUCGUACGUGGCACGUGUUUCGCAUUGCGCAUACGCUGCGUGCGUCAGGCGGGCGAUCUAACUGCGGCAAAGACAAUAAACAAUACAGGAAUAGCACAAACUGCAGCGCAAUUGCACUUUGUAUUGUGGAUCAGGAUCAUCAAAAUAAACAGCAGACAAAGUGAUGAAAGCGCUUGAUUAAUGGCUAAGCAGCCGUAAGCUGCCAGCUAAAAGAAAAGCCAGCAAAUCAGCAUGAAAAAUUAUAGGUGCCAGCACAAGAAAAUGAAAAAGAAAAGAAAAAUAAUUAUAAUGCUCUGAAAAGUUGCCUUUGUUUACUUCCGCGAAACACAAAGCAAUGACGUCACACGAACGCCGCCAGCACCAGCGCCCGCAAGUUGCAAGCGCUAAGCGCUACGUUAAAAUCAAAACGCGCAUACGCCAUGUUGUCCCGCCGAGCAGCGGGCCGUCGGCGAAGACCAAAACAAACGCAGCGUGUUGCUGCCAGCGGCCCAAAAACAAACGGCCGUGUUAACAGCUGAGUGCGGCGAAAGCUUUUGCUUUUUGCCAAAAAAACUAAAACCAAAAGCAACAACCAAAAAAAAAAAAGGAAAAAAACGAAAUAAAAAGCUCCGCUAGCCGGCUACAGAUCUGCGAUCUCGCUCGGUUCGCUGAGGCUUUGUCCAGUCCCCACUCGACGGUGCGCCGCUGUAGACGUGCGUUAUAUGCAAAAAGCAAUCAGAACAAAAUCGAAAAUUUUUAAUUAUGCAAUUUGCAUGUGUGUCUGAGUGUGUGUGCGAGCAGUGCAGUGAAGUGUAACAAAUACUAAUAAAAACAAUCGUUGGCAAACACAAUUGAGUGCUCCGCGGGCAAUCGACGAAAAUAAUUCAAUAUAAAUACUAUAUAUUGGAAAAACAGAAAGGAAAAAAAGACUACGCAAAAAAGAAGGGUGAAAACAAAAAGAAUAACACUUGAACUGUAGGUGCGAAAAAUGUUGCGUUUGGCAAUGUGUGUGAACAACCUGGGCCAAGGAGCCGUCAAUGCCCAGAGGCAGCUAAACAAUUAUGAAAUUAAUAGUCUCUUAAUUGGCGCCGAUUAUUAUUGAAAACAAAUAUUGAACAGCAUUGAACAGCAUUGAACCUAGCAGCAGAAGUACGAAAAGUGCGCGAGUGCGAGAAAAGACAAACAAAAAUCGUGCGAAAAGUCGAGCGAAAGUGUUGACAAGCUGUUGGCCAACUUGUUGUGGCCAUUUCUCUUUUUUUUUUGGCCAAGUGGACCUUGUGCUUAAGCAAAACUUUAACGGUUCGGUGAACGUCAACGUUCGGCCAUGAAGCACGAGAAGAGUUCAGCCAUGGCCGCCAAUGGUACGCCUCCGCUGAGGCGGGACAAGCAGCGUCAGCAGCUGUUGGAAUCUGGCGGAGUCCCACGGAGUCCCAUUACCAAGGCCUUUGACUUUCUGCCCUGGUCACGCAGUCGCAGCAAGGCGCCGGCGUGCAGCAAGCCGGAACCGGAGCCGGGCGUUGCAGCUGCGAGUGAAAAACCCGCCGAGGUGCACUAUCAUCGCAAUAUCUUCCGCAGCGGCGGCGGUCUCAUACGCGACAUGCUCGUCGGCGACAAGGACAAGCUGCAGAAGGAUAAGCCACCGCAAUCGCCGCUGUCGGUGGCCAAGAAGGAGCAACGCAAACAGAAACAGCUUUCCCGUAACAAGAGCCUAGAUAUACGCGAGCUGAUUGGCUGCGUGGAAAGCGGACUGGCGCCGCGAACGAAUGCCCUGCCGUCGCAGCCGCAGCCACAGCGCUUCCUCGACGACACCUACAUUGACACAAAGCCGCGGCACAUACUAUUCAACGAUGACGAGAACACCGUGUAUCUCAUUAAAAAGGAGCAGCCGGUGGCAAAGGCACACAAGACGGCGUCCACACACGCCGCCGCCAGCCAUUGCAAUGGCGGGGAUGUGCUGAAGGCGCGGCUCAAGUUCAAGCGUUUGCCCAGUGAGCAUUAUGCGGCCUCGCCGGAGGCACUGCGUCGCGCACAGCUGCUCUAUCAGCGCUCCGAGCAGCGACACGUGCUGCAGCGCCGCAAAAGCCUCAGCGAUACGCAUAACGACAAGCAGAGCAGCUCCAGCCUGAGCAGCGGCGGCAGCGGUGGCCUGACUGCGGCGGCUGGCAGUGCGAGCGGCAUCAUGCUGGAGCGACCCAAGACGGAUAAGCCGCGCAAGAAACUCUCCUUUCGCGAGCCCAUCGAGGCGGGUCUGUCGCCUGUGAUGGUUGCCAUGUCGGCGGCCAUGUUGAGUGAACAGCGGCAGGAGCGGCAGCGGCGACGCAGCUCCCCGCUGGAGCGCACCACUCAGAUGGGGCAUGGUUUGGACUGUGAUGGUUUAUGCAAUAAUCGCAUAAAGGAUGCAAUUUCCUGCGGCCAUGCCGCAAGCGAUCCGGAGAGUCAGGCCAUGCGCAUUGUGCGCACCGUCGGACAAGCCUUUGAAGUGUGCCACAAAUUUAAUCUUCAUAAGAAUUCCCUGGAGCCCAAUGACGAACGCUCCGAUGUCUCAUCGUCGGAGCUGCUGGAUGUGGAGCAAAUCAGCGAGCAGCAGCUCAGCGAGGAUGGCGGCGUCCUCACCAGCGAGACGCCAAAGAAAGAGCACUUGGCCAAUACGCCCGAUUUGAACCACACGCAGCCGCAGCGACCGAACCACUUGGAGCUGCUGCCAACGCAGUCGAGCCUACGCAAAUCGACCAGCCUGCUGUGCGAUGUGGAUGACAAAUCGCCAGUCUCGCCCUCGUCACCGCGCACUGAGAUAACCCAGUUGAAGGAUCAGCUAGAGGCGCAAGCGCAGCAGACGCGUCAGGCACUUGGACAAUUGAUGCUGGUACGCGAGCAGCUCAUCUCAGAGACAAAUGCGCGCAUUGAGGCGCAGGCGCGCACGCAGCAGCUGCUGCAGCAAAAUCGGGAGCUGCUCGAGCAUUUGGCAUCGCUGGGCGCCUACAACGAGCAGCAGAGCGCGGGUCUGACCUCAGCGAACAUUGGCAUGGCACCACAGCUCUCGUCGACGGCCAAAGUGGCUCGCUGGUUUCAACAGCUGCCCUGGCAUACCGCCUCGCUGUCCCGCCCAGAAAGCGGCUUCGUUUCCGGCGACUCGCGCUCUGAGAAGUAUCAGGAGGAUCAUUUCUAUGGCGGCAUGGUAAAGGAAACGGAUGAUUUAUGCGAUGAAUUUCUGCUCGUCGAGGGCAGCAGCACCAUUUGGACUAAGUUAAGCGCCAAAAAACGUCGUAAAUUGCUUGGCAUGCGUUUGGGCAAAGUGACAACAUUUUAACUCAACCCCCCCUCUAGCUCCAACCCCUGCCAGCCGUAAUGUGUGCGUUUAUUAGCUGCUAACUGCGUUUUUUUUAGCAUAGCCCUAGGCAAUGGGGCUUUUAUCGAGCCAAGUAGCUAGUUACUUAUAUUCUUAGGCUAGUAAAUAUGAAAAUCAAUAGACUAAAUGACCAAAUUAACCCAAAACGAACGACAUGCUCAUUAAAAUGCCAUGAACACACACUCACACACGCGCGCACACAUGCAAAAAGACGAGAUAAAAGCAAGAAUAAAGUAAUAAAUAAGCGUAGACAUAAGUCAAUUAGCGAGCAUAAGGCUUAAGCUCAAUGUGUAUUUAAGUAUUAAUAAACUAAGUAAAAGUAUUUCGCAUGUAAUACACACACACAGGCACACACAGGCGCACACACAUGCAAUGUCCUGCACAAACAAGCAGGUAGGCAGUCAGGCAGUCAGGCAAUUCAUUAGGUGGACAAAGCGAGCGCAUUUAUCAUACGCCCUCUUGACUCGAAGGAAACAAAAACGAAACGAAGCAUAAUAAAAGCACCGCAAUUGCUGCUUAACUUGGCCAACUUUUCAUGUUUGAGAAAAACUGGUUAUUAAGCUAAGCAAACACAACAUGCAAAAAGCGCAAAAGGAAGCAAUGUGGAAAAUUGUAUAUGGGCAAAAUAACGUACAGAGCGUAGCUAUUGCCUUGCGGAUUUGGCUGCUGGAAAUGUAUGGCUAAGUAAAUAAGCCAAGUUAACACAAGGGCAACACAACAGAACACAACGCACGCACACACAUACACAGUCUGUGGCUUACACAAGUAGUAGCAGCUCAAAUGUUUGCUAUUCAUACAUUUUUCAGCAUCAAGCAUUUUUAUGCAUAAAUCGAUUUUACUUUUAUGCGGCCGCCGUUUUGUGUGCGAGCAUUUUGGGCAGCUCUAUAAAAUUAUGUGGGCGGGCUACGUGGCGUGUACGUGAUUACCGCAGCCUGAGUGGAUUUAAGCGGACAACUGGAAAAACAGGUAGAUUAAAUAGUUUAAACAGAUUGAAGAUUGAGUGCAAAGUAAGUCGAAUUAAAUUGCACUCAAGCUUUGAUAGUUUUGAAGCUUAAAUUAAAUAAGUUGGCAUUAAUUCAUAAAUAUUAAAGCUGAUCCAGCAGAGAAUUCAUGUAUACAGAGUUCUCUGUGGACUGCGCCCAAAUUAUUUAUAUUAAGAUACGAUAUCCCUAACGAUUUUAAGGCAUUUCCGCAAAAUUUAAACUAAUUUUGAAAAUGAAAACGAGAUUUAAUAAAAAUUAUGUACGUAAUGUUUUAGUUAAUUUAUGCAACAAUUUUUGAGACUGAAACUGAAAUUUGUACUAAGCAUAAAUAGAAAACAUGCACGCACAUUAACACACUCACACACACACACACACACACAUUGAUUAAACGUUUCUUACGCGAACAUUCUAAGAGCAUUUUACAGAACCAUAUAAUAUUAGAUUAAUUCCAUUUUAUGAUUUUAAGCUAUGCAGC
Molecule: messenger RNA, 5428 nt
Organism: Drosophila novamexicana
Lineage: Eukaryota; Metazoa; Arthropoda; Insecta; Diptera; Drosophilidae
Product: capon-like protein
Exons: 7
Coding region: 1949-3931 (660 amino acids)
Molecular function (GO): nitric-oxide synthase binding
Source: RefSeq, a predicted model, not a curated record